UAAUGUAGGUGGUUUGAAGUUUUGAACCGAAUUAUAAAUUAAAUUACUGAUUAAUAACGCUAGUUUAAGCUUGUCAUCGAAAUAACCGAUCUUUUGUAAAAGAAGUUGAUGAAAGUGAAAGAAAACAAGGAAGUCAAUUUUUUUCACGAUGGCUGAAGGUUUAUCGUGUGAUAUACUCGAUUUGACAAACUUAACACCGGAAUCAUUGACAGGUGUAUUAUCCUAUCUUCCAGCGGACUUUCUCAUUAACACCUGUCGUCUUGUGUGUCAUCAGUGGAAAGACAUCGUGGACGGAAACACUCUGUGGCGACUGAAAUGCUUACGUGAGCGGUUUUAUGUUCCACGUUUAAUGGGUCCGCCGCCAGCAGAUUUUAAGGACUAUUACUUCAAAAACCCAUAUAACAGAAAUCUGGUCAAAAACCCGAGUGGAAAAGAUGGCAAACUUCAUUGGACCAUAGAAGAAAAUGGUGGCAAUCAAUUUAAAGUAGAGACCUCUAAUCCAUGUGCCCCAGGGAGUUAUCCUUGUGAUGGAAUGAAGGAAGAGGGCUAUGAAACUUGCUGGGCCACUUCAUAUGGCUGGUGUGUAAAGCACCAGCUCAUUGAUCUGUUAAAGGAAGGGUGUACUGGGGCUGUCUUGGACCAAAUUAAACCCGACAUCUACAUUUCUGAAUGGACAGCAGCCAGAAGAGACUGUGGCAGUACAUACAAACUUCAUGUUCAGUUACUGGGAGAAGACAAGCAGGAAGUGCUGGAUCAGUUCUCCAAGCAGAGACAUGUUGAACAAUGGGAAGGAGGGCAUUGGGAAAAGAUAGAGCACAAGUUUCAAAAUUACCCACCAGGUGUCAGGUACAUCUGGUAUCAGCACUCAGGAAAGGACCUUCAGUUUUGGGCGGGGCACUAUGGACCAAAACUUGGUGGAUCAACUGUCAGAUUUCAAUUUCGUGAACAAACUAAAUGAGAACAACAGGGCAUCUUAGGAUAAAUUAAAAAGUUUGAUGAUAAUGAUAUGUUAACACAACACUCAGGGAAGGACUUUCAUGGCAGGCCGAACAUUACAGGCCAAAAAUUUGAGGAUUGGCAAUGAGACCCCAAUAUUAUGAACAAACAUACUGAAAAAUUACUGAAUGAUUUCUUUGGAUGAAGGUGGUGACUGGUGAUAUUUUAUCUUCAAACCUGUGCCAAAUAUUUAAUUUUUUAUAUAGCUGCAUGAAGUUACCUUUAAGGAUUCAGGGGCAGAUCCAGAGAUAUUUGCAGACAGUUUUCCAAAUUAUCUUUGUUGAUCCAUCCUCCAUUUUUGACCAUCUCCCAAAAGAAAAUAUACCCAUCAAUGCAUACUUGAAAAUCUGAUCGUCCUGCGGAAGACCCAGAAGACGGCCUCAAUCUGCACCUGGGAUUUAUAACCUUCCUCUACCAGGGCCACAGAAAUAAUUUACUAGACAUUCACAUAUAUGCCAUUGGCUCAUUCUGUGCAUUUUUUCUACUGUGCCCAGGAAAUAUUUACAUGUAUGUAUGGAAUUGUCAUCACUUAGCUGCCAUUAGUAUACUCAAUUUUAUUCUCAAAAUCUCUCAAUGUGUUUUUGGCUAGUAUUUUUUUGGUCAAGGUAUUACCCUUAGUCAUCUUUAUAUGUUUUGCAUUAAUGCCAAUAAGAAGCAUUAAUUACAGUUAUCAAAUAUAUGAAUAAAAAGAAAAUAAUAUGUCUAAGAUAACGAUUUUCUGUGAUUGAUAAAUGCACGCGUCGAAGGAAGAAAUCACCUGAUGUUAUUUCCAGGGUUUUCCGGAAUCAUUUUUCUCCUUAACAUGUGACACUAUAGUACAUGAAAAUAAAUCA
Lingula anatina is the source of this 1829-nucleotide messenger RNA. Its product is annotated as F-box only protein 44. Gene Ontology annotation, cellular component: SCF ubiquitin ligase complex; cytoplasm. The record is from RefSeq and is a predicted model, not a curated record. Gene Ontology annotation, biological process: ERAD pathway; SCF-dependent proteasomal ubiquitin-dependent protein catabolic process; glycoprotein catabolic process. Lineage: Eukaryota; Metazoa; Brachiopoda; Lingulata; Lingulida; Lingulidae. Gene Ontology annotation, molecular function: ubiquitin protein ligase activity; protein binding.